Haliotis rufescens (red abalone) is the source of this 507-nucleotide messenger RNA. RefSeq lists its product as uncharacterized. The transcript has 5 exons. NCBI's taxonomy places the organism in Eukaryota, Metazoa, Mollusca, Gastropoda, Lepetellida, Haliotidae. The record is from RefSeq and is a predicted model, not a curated record. The coding region runs from base 28 to 507 and encodes 159 amino acids.
UUUCUUCCAUCAACAUUAGGUAACACGAUGCGUGUUACGUGCCUGUGGUUGUGGAUGGUGGCCGUGUUGGUGGCAGUACUCGUUGCUGUCCUCAGUAGCCUACGUGAUGUACUGCUGUCGAGGUCAUCUCGUCUUCCUGGCAUGGUGACGGACAGGCGUGAUCAUGGCCACCUGUCGCCAGUGUCUGAUGACAUCGACCACCGCGUGAGCCGCAUCCGCUCACUCAGUCUGCUGCAUCUUCCCCCCUGCGACGAGUUGCCAGAAUUACCUGAGCGUUAUCUGAUAAACACUUUCCACAGUUAUAUGUCCAAUAUCAACUUUCUGUGCGAACGUCAGCUACGGAUGGGGGGACUGGGUGAAGAUGGCUGGGACGUUUGUGAUGAUGACAGGCCCCGCCCCGCCCCUCCUUGUCUGGUGUACUCGGUCGGAACGUCACUUGGAUCCACCUUUGAUGACGACGUUCGGCGCCUCUACCGUUGUGAUGUUGUUGCUUUGAGAACUCAGUAA